Molecule: messenger RNA, 2371 nt
Organism: Moneuplotes crassus
Lineage: Eukaryota; Ciliophora; Spirotrichea; Euplotida; Euplotidae
Source: the annotation of a GenBank genome assembly
AAUGACUACAGUAGAGCCCCACAUCUUGCAUGCGCACAGCCUUGUUGACUUCCUUCAAGGCAGCUCUGUGACUUCCACUUUUGAGCACCACAAGAAGGCUCAUCUAGAGGACCAGAAAGUGCAGCAUGAAACUUUCUCAGUAGUAAUCAACGGAAAUGAAGUCGAAGGGAUUGACAGGUCAAUGAAGGAUCUGAGGGACAAAGUCAAAGAUGAACAUGUGAAUAAGCUCCAUAGACUCAACAAGGAAAUUUUUAGAGUCACUGAGGAAAAAGAUUUUGGGUGGCUGAUAAAGCACCUGAUGAGCCCAAUAAGUGCUCUCAAGGGUUGCCAGAUUAACUUCCCCGAAACUAUAUUUAUCAAAGAUUCCUCAGCUACUAAAGGGGAAGGAAUCAUAGAGUUUCUUGCUCAAAAUGACAAAGAUGGGUGCUUAAAAAUGAUAAUUGACAAGAACAAGCUGAGACUUUAUAAUCUGAGGAACAUUCUUACUGAAGUGAUAAGAAAACGGAAGAUUUUAGAGCAUUCUGAUGAAAUUCAUGAGAAAAAUACCGAAAUGUUUGACAUGCAUGAAGAAUCUGAUGAUGAGCUAGCUGACAGGAGCAUCAGCAAGCUCACCGAUCAUCAGAAGACGAUUAAGAUUAACUUGAAAAUACAGGAUAAAAUCGAGAAGAAAUUGAAAAGAAAACAGGUUGAAGAGCUCAUGCUUGAGAAAAUUACUGUUAAUCACGAUGCCGCAAUUUAUUGGUACCGUGACGGCCGAACUAAGGUCGCCACUGAUAAUGAGUUGGCUGAGUCGCUAAAGUUACGCUCAAUUGAUUCAUUUUGGAAGCAGAUUUAUUGUAUCCAGACUAUUGUCCGAUCAAAGGUUGGUCUUGGAAAGCCAAUAUUCGUUAAAUUUGUAGCUCCUAUUGACUUGAAUAAUCCUGAAAAUAUGAUAGAAUAUGACUAUAAGAGCUUCAAAGCAGAGACAAGUAGUAGUACAGAGCACUAUUGUCUGAAACAAGUGCUCAAAAUGGCUUUUUACAUCCAAAAAAUACAUUGUUAUGAAAUAAUUGCCAUGAAAUGAGAUUUUCUAAAGGACGAGAAUGAUAAAAUCUGGUUCCAUCAUGCGGAAGACAUUAGAGCCAGAAGUAUAUCUCAUAUGUCUAAGCCGAUAUGGAUGGGAAAAGUCCAAAAGGAGGAGAUGAAAGAGGAAUUUAACUAUGAGGAUAUACUUCAAACCCAUUUUUCAAAUAUUAAUUUAAAGGAUAGCAUUCCUAAGAAGGUAGACGAGCAAGCCUUCCACAAAAUAUGCACACUUAUGGAGAAGGACUUUGAAGGAAUCAAGGAGGCCAAUGGACUUGCUGACUCAGACCUUCUCUCUGUUGACCCUCACGAGAAGAUUAACAAUGCUGCGUUUAGGGAACUCAGGCCGAAAUUUAAAUUAAAGUUAAAGGACUUUUUGACAAAGCAGAAGAAGUCUGGUGUGUUGAACAACUUCUCCGUACCACGCUCCAAGAGCCAAGGAAAGGCCAACAAGAAGCCUUUAAACUCACAGAAUUAUUUUGGCAAGGACAACGUCAUGAAACUUCAUAAAUUAUAUCAGAUGAAGAGGCUAAAAAGCUCCUUCCAGAAGUUGCCACUUGAGAAGACUAAGGAUGCCAAGACAGUUAUUCUGGACCUAAAAUCUAGCAGUUCUAAGUUGAAAAAAAAUAACGACUACCAAACUUUUGGUAGGAGAUCUUCGAAUCAGCUAUUUCAUAAGUUAGGAAAGAGUACAAGUUUCUCGAAAUCUCCCUCUCUCUCAAUGGAGAAGGCCAAGUCGAGCUUGAACAACUCUGCUAGGUACAAGAAGAUAUUGAACUCGUUGAAUGAGUCUAGUUACGGCUCCAAGGAUGAGAUACAACGCCAGAUGACUGACAAAUUUGAAAAGAGUAAAAUCAAGGAUAUGCACUCGACUAUCAACAUCAGGAUUGCCAAUAUGAACAACACUUUGUGAUCUACGGGGAGUUAUGAGAGUCACGGGUCUUCAAGGCUCCACCAGUUCUCAGACUAUAAGAAGCAAACGACUUAUAACUCGAUUAGGAAUUUGUCAUUUACGAAGAAGAUGAUCUUGCAGAAGAACAACGAUACAUUAUUAGACAGGACCACAAUAUCGCAUCCUGAGGGGAGGGGUGCUAAUAAUGACUCCUACCAAGACGUUUCUAAGAAUGAUUCCUCCAAGUCUUUCCUCAAAAGAGUUGUAAAGACCCAGCUGUCUCGAUCAAAGCCUUGGGUAUGUAAGUAUCGAGACCCUUUCAGUCAGAAUAAGAGUUCUGUGAUGGGAUAUUCAGACAAGAAGAGCAGGAGGACAAAAUGCUCUACUAAAAUCAGGACAUCUAUUUCAAUAAAAUAA